Dalotia coriaria is the source of this 3355-nucleotide messenger RNA. RefSeq names its product A disintegrin and metalloproteinase with thrombospondin motifs adt-1-like. The record is from RefSeq and is a predicted model, not a curated record. NCBI's taxonomy places the organism in Eukaryota, Metazoa, Arthropoda, Insecta, Coleoptera, Staphylinidae. Gene Ontology annotation, biological process: proteolysis; extracellular matrix organization. Gene Ontology annotation, molecular function: metalloendopeptidase activity. Gene Ontology annotation, cellular component: extracellular matrix.
AUCCGCCGGUGUCGGUGAUAGUCGCUCUUGUUGUUAACAACAACUAAGUUAACAGUAACUCGCGAUGUGCACGCUCCACACCAACGCAAAAUAAAACUCAAACAGACAUCAAUAAAUUAUUACAAUAUUAUUAAACUAAACUAAACUAAAGUGUAAACCAAAACCAAAUCCAAAACAAAAAAUGCAAACAAAGUUGAUAAAAAUUCCAAGUCUAAUUUUGUAAUGUUCUAAUUAUGUCCGUGGUGCAAUCUGUUCAUCAUCAUCGUUCACAUCACAAAGUAUCAUCGUUGUUCGGCCACGUGUGCGCGUGUUAUCAGCUGCGAUGCGGGCGCCAUCUAGGUGGCUCACGAUAGUCACCGCAAUCAGUUUCUAUUUCGGCGUUUAUGCCGUUGAGGUUGAUGAUGAUACCGAACCUGCGUCGAGAUUUAAAGAGCAGAUAUUUUCGGACGAAGAAUGGCGACAGUUCAUGAGUGAUAUUCCUGGGGGACAGAAAGAUAUAGUUUAUGAUAUAAUCCACCCUAAAUUUACGAAACUAUCAAACAUCGAUCAUCGCUUGGAUUUCCACGCACCGAAAUGGAAUAAAACAUUCACAAUCUUAUUAAAACCCAGCCCGAAUUUAUUCUCCAGCGAUUUUCGACUCAUAGAAACCUUUAGUAAUGGCUCCAGAGUUAUGCAACACACCGCACAAGAUGGCGAGUGUCAUUUUCGGAAUGAAAACGCCGCGUUGAGCAUCUGUGAUGGCGUCCGUGGAGUAAUAAAUAUCGACGAAGAUUUCUACCACAUUCAACCAAUCCCAGCUAAAUACACAAAAUUGUAUCAUACUCAUGUGAUAGUAAGAAGCAAACAAGAUGGAGUCGCACAAAAUGGCGACCAGGCGUGCUUGCACACCAGCGACACAGAUUACGCACACAAGAAGCGUAAACGAAAAAAGUUUACAUUACAUUCACGAAGCAAACGUGAUUUAUUCCCACCGGAUAGUCCUGUGUUUGUAGAAACAGCCGUGUUUGUCGACCGGGAUCUUUUCGAGCAUAUGAAAAGCAAUUUUCCGAUUGAUACCGAACGGGAAUUGAUUCGAUUUGUAUUGGCAAUGAUCAACGCUGUGCAAUUAUUGUAUCAUGAUCCUAGUUUAGGCAGACCUGUGAAUUUUCUACUGAAAAGACUUGAGAUACUCAAAGAAGAAACACCAGGGUUGUCAAGACCGCCGGAUAUUGACAGAUAUCUGUCAAAUUUUUGUAAUUGGCAAAGGACGAAGAAUCCCGCUGGGGAUAGGGAACCACAACAUUGGGACCAUGCUUUGAUACUCACCGGAUUAGAUUUAUAUGUGAGGGAAAACGGGAAGAUAUCCAGUCAAGUUGUCGGUUUAGCGCCUGUUGCUGGUAUGUGCACAGCGACGAGUAGCUGUACAGUGAACGAAGGCAGACAUUUUGAGAGCGUUUAUGUUGUAGCUCAUGAAAUAGGACACAAUUUAGGAAUGCGUCAUGAUGGUCCCCUGGCUGAUAACGAUUGUGAUCCAAGUAGUUAUAUAAUGUCUCCGACGCUGGGAAGUGGAAAGAUUACCUGGUCAUCUUGUAGUCGACGAUAUCUACAGAAAUUCCUAGACACGCCUCAGUCACGCUGUUUGCUCGAUCACGGAAGUUCCGCUGGGCAAUUGGACCAUCGGGCCGAAGGUGCACUUCCUGGCGAACGCUUCGAUUCCGAUCAGCAGUGUAUGUUGAAGUACGGCCGAGGAAGUCGUCAUUCGUCACAGCAGCCACUGGACGACGUCUGCAGGGAUCUGCAUUGUGAACGCGAGCGAUACACGUGGACAUCACAUCCGGCGCUGGAAGGUACACGCUGUGGACAUAACCUAUGGUGUAGAGGUGGUAGAUGUGUCCUGAAGGGAACAUCAGCAAAUUCAGUUUACAAUACAAUUCAAGCAGCCUCCUCAGCGCGUUUGGAAAGCAUAGAUGGCGGGUGGAGCAAUUGGCGUGCGUUCACAGACUGUGCAUCUGGUUGCCUAUUCGGGGAAGAAGGACGCUUGCGUUCCGGAAGUACCGGAAUCAUGGAAACCAGCCGAAUGUGUAAUAAUCCGCAUCCACAAGGCGGCGGAUCCGGAUGUGAUGGUAUUGAGAGACGAUAUCAAGCAUGUCACGCUCAGCAAUGUCUGAAUGUACCCAGAUUAACUGUGAGAGAGUUCGCAGACCAGAUCUGUUCACGCGCAAAAGAAGUGGAUAAAGAUCUUACAGGAGGAGGUGUCCAACGUAUAAGUUCAGAUCCUGAAGAAGCUUGUGUGGUCUGGUGUCAAAAACGAAAUGGCGGCACAAAAAGCCGCGGCUGGACCUUCCCAGAUGGCACUGUAUGUCAAACCCGCCGUAAUAAAUACUCCACAGCCAGUUAUUGUAUCAACGGCCGCUGUGAGGACUUUGGCUGUGAUCCGUACGACGAGGCACAGCAUGCACAGAUGCCCGAACUGUGUCCUGGUGAACGCGAUGAUAACGAAGUGGGUUACCGCACUGGUUUACGUCGCAGGGACAAUCCUCCGAUUCAAUGGAAUAGCGCCAGUGCGUGCCAUUUCAACUGUAUUGCUCCAGGCAGCGGUAUCCGAUUGGUUGUAAACAAAGCCAAUCAACACAAGUCUAGCAUCCAGCUUUGCCAACCUGAACAAUAUGGCUGUAAUCGAAUGAAGACGCCAUUUCAACACGCGUCGGUUGUGUGCUCCAAGUACAAGGAGCGUGUGCGGCGACUUUCCGGUCUUGGCAUGCAAAUAUCACCGGCUUUGGAGGACCCGGAUCGGCCUUGUCGCGUCGCUUGUCAGGACGAAUCUAUUGCGCACAGGUUUUACUUAGUCAAUGGUGAGGAGGGGUGGUUUCCAUUUGGUACGGACUGUUCCAGGGGUUUGGCGGAUAAGAAGGCUUAUUGUAUUAGCGGAAAGUGUUUGGAAUUUGGCAAUGAUGACACUCCGGAAUCCCAAUCAGAGUUCACACUCCCUUUACUCUCACGUAAUAAACGUUCUUUGUAUAAGAACGCAACCAAAGUCACAGCUACCCUAUUCCAAACCGAGUUAGACGAUCUGGUGGAGAAACUAAACAAAACAAUUCUCGGUCAAGUCCCGCAAAACCCCGGCAGUCAUUUCCAAGUCGACUACAACAACCCAAUACAUAUAAAUCUAGAUCCAGAGGUGUCUGGGUCCUCCACGGAUGCAAAAUACGAAAAUCGCGAUAAUUAUCCAGUCUACGACUAUUAUACAACCAACUAUACAUAACUUUCAGUAAGUAGAGCAAGUAAGUAAAUAUAUACUGCCAAUUAACAUUAAAAUGAACAUAAUCUAAUAUAAAGCAUCUAAUAUAUUUAAUAAAUUUGUGCGGACGUCACAUAA